Messenger RNA from Periconia digitata, 1703 nucleotides. NCBI's taxonomy places the organism in Eukaryota, Fungi, Ascomycota, Dothideomycetes, Pleosporales, Periconiaceae. The record is from the annotation of a GenBank genome assembly.
CACGAGUAUGCAGGCCAAACCAAUCACGACCACGAGUUUAUUCGCCGCGCGACCAGCGCCAUCGUGCAGUUUCACUUGCACACGAAUCCCGGACUCCAUCCCGCUGUCAGGUAUCCCGAAAGAGGAAUACCCUACUAUGACCACGACUCGCUAGCUUACUCCCCGAGUCGCAUAGUAGGAUUAGCGGUUUGCGUUUCGGGAGGACCUGCACAGUCUGCGCAUCGAGAAACGUGCGUGUUAAUAAACUGGGCCAGCCCUCUUGGAUCUUCGGUGACAGCCUGGGCCUUCAAUGAAGUUCACACUGCCUGUCUACCUGCCACCCAGAGCUGCCUAGUUCGUCCUCAGCUGUGACUACUUUCCAAUUCGUUUCUUGUCUUUUCCCCUCUUCAGAUUGUCCGCUGCACGAGUGUACGAGUGUAUCGCUGGUUUCGAUGCUCCGCACCUGAAAACAACCAAAAAACAUGGCUGCGGAAAUAUUGCUCCAGCAUUUGCUUGUCAAUGCGCCUGAUCCCGAUGAGCCAUUACCGUUGUCGAAUCAGCCAGCAACUCUCUAUGGCGUUACAUUAUCGCUUCUUGUCGUAUCAUGCGUAUUCGUGGCGAUACGGAUAUGGGUGCGCUUCCGGGUGAUGCACGAGCCUGGAUGGGAUGAUUUUCUGGUUGUACUGGCAGCCAUAUGUAAUGUAUCAGCUACAGCUUGUCUUCUGCGCAGCAUCAAGUACGGACUAGGACAUCAUUACCUCUACAUCGGUAUCCAAAACAUGGGGGACUAUCAGAAGCUUUUCUGGGUUAUGAAUUCGGUUUACAUCAUGGAAACGGCAAUUAUAAAAAUGUCGCUGCUGGUCCAAUACCUGCGUAUCUUCAAAGCGGGUACCAUGCGUUGGAUCUGUCUGAGUAUGCUGGGCAUCGUCACUGCUUGGGGAAUCACUUAUAGCUUUUUGAGCUGGUUUCCUUGCUUCCCAGUCCAGGCGUUUUGGGACCGUCUCAGCUACCCCAACGCAAAAUGCUACGGCUUCGGGUUCGACUUCAACGAUAUUGAAAGUUUCGUUGCGCUUUUCACAAGCCACACGGCUCUUAACAUGGUGUUCGACUUCACCAUAUUCCUCACCCCGAUGGUUCUCUUCACUCGACCAAAGCUGCUGCGAAAGAACGUGCUUGCUUUGGCGGGCAUCUUCGCUAUUGGCUCAGUCGUCGUCAUGAUUUCCGUCUGGCGUCUUCACUCCAUCGUCGUACACCGAGCCGCCACGCAACCCUACAUCGAUUUUACCUGGUGGGCACCCCAUGCGCUCCUCCUAUCCUGUCUCGAAAUCGAUCUCGCAAUCAUGGUCGCCAGUAUGCCCGUCUUCUGGCCAGUAAUGGAAUCCUCCUUUUCCGCAAUCUUCGUCACCCACGAAGUCCACAUCACGGAGCAUCGACGUCUGGAAGACGAUGACGAACUCUACGAACUCGAGGAAGGGAAAGUUGCAGAGAGGAAAAUGAGUAUCCGAAAGGGUAGCUUGAAGAGCGACAGCGGAAACUCGCGCGAAGAGUUGACACGAGAGCCGUCGAAUGAACGGAAGGUGGAAGGCGUUAGUGAUCACUACAAGGACCCGUACAACAUCGCACAGGUGGAUCCUUUCGGAGUGGAAGCCACUGCUGGCGUGAUCGGUGUCGAGACAAAUGCCCAUUCAACCGCGGAAAAACCAAAAUGGAGAGGAUAUGAAUGA